AUGGUAGUAUCGGUCUCAAAGAGAAAGUCAAGAUCUUCAAAGAAGACAGAAGGUCCUCGUAUCUUCUUCUUCUGUAACAAUCUUUGUUCUCUCUUCUUCAGAGCCAUUCUCUAUGUAACUCUUCUCUCAGUACUCUUCUUCUUCCUUAUUUACCUCUGGUCAUCUUUCACCACUUUGAUCUCCGACAAGGUCUUCCACAUCUGUGUUUUCUCUCGGAAGCUCAACGAUCCUUAUUGUCUCACGGCUGGUUCUAAACCCGGUUCUCAAAUUCAGACCAACCUUACUACUAAAAGUGUUCUUCUUGAUAAAAAUAAAGAAAUUGGUUCGAAAAAGAGUGAACCUUCCGCCGGAGUGAUCGCCGGAGAUAGAGAUUCCGGUGAUCCGAACAAUGUUCUUCGCAGUCAAGAUGAAUACUUUAAUGAUGAUGAUAAAGUUGGAGAAUUGGGUUCUCAAACAAAUUCUACUUUCGCCGGAGAGACGGUCGGAGAUAUAGUUUCCGAUCAAAAAGAGUAUGAUGUUCUUGAUCAAGAAACCAAACCCAAGAAUUCUGAUUCCGUUCUUGGCAAUCAAGAUGAAGAAAUGGAUUCUCCAAAGAAUGACUCUUCCGCCGGAGAUACCGUUGAAGCUAGAGUUUCCGAUGAUCCCACAAAAAAUCCUCACGGUGAAGAUAAAAAAGAGUAUGAUGUUCUUGAGCAAGAAGUCAAACCCAAUAAUCUAGAUUCAGGUUUUGGUGGUAAAAAUGGAGACAUGGGCAUUUCAAAUAAUGUUACCUUCGCCGGAGAGACAGCAGAAGAUAGAUUUUCUGACGAUCCCACAAAGAUUCUUCAAAAUGAAGAUAAAAAGGAGUAUGAUGUUCUUGAACAUGUAGACAAACCUAAGAAUCUUGAUUCAGUUCUUGACCAAGAACAUAAAUCCAAGAAUCUUGAUCCUGUGUCUGGUAAUAAAGAUGGAGAAUUGGGUUCGCAAAACUAUGAUGAGAUUUCGGCCGGAGUGACCGCCGGAGAUAGAGUUUCCGAUGAUCCCACCAAGAUUCUUCGAAGUGAAGAUAAAAAAGAUUAUGGUGUUCUUGAACAAGAAGACAAACCCAAGAAUCUUGAUUCAGUUCUUGAUCAAGAACCCGAACCGGAAAACAAGGUCGAUCUCAGUUCACUCAUUGACCUAAAAGCCGAGGAAGAAUACAGCAAAUACAUCAAACCUAAGAGUGAAGGAGAAGAAAAUGCGUUAAGGGCAGUGAUCAAGUAUCUUUACCAACAAAGAUCAUGGGUAUCUCCGGGAAACAGCAGCGUAAAUAAGCCGGGAUCUUGUGAAGGUAAAGGUGUUUAUGUUUAUGAUUUACCAACGAAAUUCAACAAAGAUUUGCUGGUAGAAUGCAACGAUAUACUUCCAGGGGUUAACUUGUGUAGCUACUUCAAGAAUGAUGGCUUUGGAGAAGUUAUUGAGAAUCUUGGUCAAGGUUGGUUUGGAACGCACAUGUAUUCUCUUGAACCGAUAUUACAUUCUAGAUUUUUGAAGCACCCUUGUAGGGUUUACAACGAGACCCAAGCUAAGCUCUUUUAUGUCCCUUACUAUGGCGGUUUUGAUGUUUUGAGAUGGCAUUUUAGGAAUGUUUCUGAUGAUGUAAAGGACCAGUUGGGGAUCGAGGUUUUAAAAUGGCUUGAGUCAAAGGAAUCUUGGAGGAGAAACGCCGGAAAAGAUCAUGUGUUCGUCCUAGGAAAGAUUACUUGGGAUUUCAGGAGAGAUAAGGUCCCUUGGGGCUCAAGGUUCCUUGAGCUACAAGAACUGCAAAACCCUACCAAACUUCUCGUCGAAAGACAACCAUGGCAGGUCAACGACAUCGCCAUUCCUCACCCCACCUAUUUUCAUCCCCAAACAGAUGAAGACAUCUCCAGUUGGCAGAUCAAGAUCAUGAACAAAUCUCGCCGGAGUCUAGUAAGCUUCGCCGGAGGUGCAAGACCGGAUGACCCUAAUAGCAUCCGGUCAACGUUAAUCGAGCAAUGCAUAUCUUUAUCUUCCGAUGACCAAUGCCGGUUCUUGGAUUGUACAAACGGAAGCUGCAAGAAUCCAAAGAAUGUCAUUGAUUUGUUCCAAGACUCAGAGUUUUGUCUACAACCACCGGGAGAUAGCGCAACAAGGAGAUCGGUCUUCGAUUCUUUAAUCACCGGUUGCAUCCCGGUGGUCUUUAAUCCGUACACGGCGUACUAUCAAUACGCAUGGCACUUGCCGGAGGAUCAUCGGAGAUACUCAGUGUUUGUAAGUGAAGAAGAUGUGAAGGAAAAAGGAGUGAAUGUGAUGGAGAUUUUGAAGACAACGACUCUAAAGGAGAAAGAGGAUAUGAGAAGUUACAUUAUUCAUCAGCUUUUGCCUGGUUUGAUCUAUGGAGACUCUAAUGCCAAGUUUGAGAAGUUUCGAGAUGCUUUUGAUAUUACGUUUGAUAGUUUACUUGAGAAAAUCAACAAAUCAGAAUAA
This is a messenger RNA of Microthlaspi erraticum, 2466 nucleotides long. The record is from the annotation of a GenBank genome assembly. NCBI's taxonomy places the organism in Eukaryota, Viridiplantae, Streptophyta, Magnoliopsida, Brassicales, Brassicaceae.